AAAACAUCACCCCCCUAAUCCGGUUUUCCUCCUCCGUCACUCAUCUCUCCGGCCGUUUAUUUUCCGAUGCCGUACAGGUUUCUUUGGUGGUUUUCCGGCGUUUCUUAAUCGUGAUGGGGAAUUUCUUGAAUGGACGGAACAGGUGGUUUCCGACGGAGAGGGAAGGUCGGACGACGAAUGAUUUAUGAUUUAUCCGGACGAGGUGAGAGAGAGAGGCUAUUAUCUCUUAUUGGUUAACGUGAGCCACCGUGACUAGAGGAGGAAAAGUCGAAAAGAACGAAGGAAGUGAGAUCGUGGGUUUGAAACGUGGAGAGCCGUGAUUGAGAUUUGGGAUAUGACAGAAACGGAGAACGCGAUGCCGUGGGGUACAUGGGAGGAGCUUCUCCUCGGAGGCGCCGUACUUAGGCACGGCACCAGAGCUUGGGAAGAUAUCGCCGCAGAGCUUCAAGCCAGGUCCCUCCAUCCCUGCUCUUUCACCGCCGAGGUGUGCAAAGCCAAAUACGAGGACUUGCAAGAGCGUUUUUGUGGCAGCACAGCUUGGUUCGAGAAGCUUCGUAAGCAACGAGUUGCCGAGUUGAAGCGGGAGUUGGAGAUAUCUGAAGACUCUAUUGGCUCUCUGGAAUCAAAGCUUGAGAGUCUCAAGGCCGAAAGAGAAGGAAGUCGCCCCGUGGAUUAUGAUUCCAGUCGGACAGAAUCGCCGUUAACCAUUGGAAACUCAUCGGAAGCAGCGGAUUCCUCGGGCAAGGAGGUAUCAUCGAAGGAUGGUCUGUCUGCUGGUAGUUUCACAGAGGAAAAUCCCACCAUAUGGUCUCCCAAAUGUCAGGUGCCGGCAGUAGUGGAGUCCUCACCUCAAGAAAACAAUAUUGUAAAACAAGAACCAGAACCUGAACCAGAACCAGAACCAUCUGUGGAUACAGAGGGAGAGAAGACAACAGCGUACGUCGAUGAGAAGCCGCCGCCGCCGCCGCCGCGGGUGGAAGAUAUUGUGGGUGCCCGAGGAGGAUGUGUAAGGAAGAGGAGAGGGAAGAGAAAGAGGAAGAACUGUACUACUACUACUACUAAUACUACUACUGCUACUAGUGGCAGUAGGGACGUCAAGGAAGGGAGUGUUGGCGAAAAUGAUGUCUCCACCUCCGGCAAUGUCGCCGUCACUGUCCCAGUUAAAGAAGAUGCAACAGACAAUCGGAGUAAUCGCGAGGGUGAUGAGGUUGCAGAGCAAGGUCAUGGCUUAGAGCUUAUGAGAAUUUUGGAUUCGCUGAUGGAACACGAUUGUGCUUCCACCUUCCGUCGCCGGCUUGACAGCCAGAGACGAGCGAGGUACAAGAGAAGCGUGAGACGGCAUCUAGACAUGGAGACGAUAAGAUCGAGGAUCAUGGAGCGUUCGAUCACGACAACCAUAGAACUGUACCGCGACGUUCUUCUGCUUGCCAACAACGCGGUGGUCUUCUACCCCAAGAACACACGCCAAUACAAGUCAGCUCUCUCUCUUAGGGAUCUCGCAGGAAAUUUUUUCCGGCAAAUUCCCAAGGACAAAACCCCAGAUAGCGCCGCCGUCGUCGUCAUACCUACCGUGGAUGCAACCACAACCACAGAAGCUGCUGCUGUUGUUCCUGCUCCCGUUCCCGCUCCCGCUCCCGCUCCCGCUCCCGUCGUCACUCAAUCGCCUAAGCGUAACCCCACGGUGAAGCCUCGAAGUGCGCGCCCCUACAACCGCAAAGUGGUUGAUGGUGGGAAAGUAUUUGCGGGUACUCAGCCGCGAGAAGAUAAGAAGGCACGAGAUGCCGCUUCUUCUCCGGCGGAUUCCACACCGCCUGUAAAGAAAGGCGUUGGUCGGCCGGCGAAGGCUGGACGGGGAGGUGCUCGGAAGCGGGCCGAGGUUCCGGUUAAGGCAAGGAAGAGAGCUCGCAGAAGCUAA
This is a messenger RNA of Telopea speciosissima, 1915 nucleotides long. RefSeq lists its product as uncharacterized. The record is from RefSeq and is a predicted model, not a curated record. The coding region runs from base 335 to 1915 and encodes 526 amino acids. The transcript has 6 exons. NCBI's taxonomy places the organism in Eukaryota, Viridiplantae, Streptophyta, Magnoliopsida, Proteales, Proteaceae. Gene Ontology annotation, molecular function: protein binding.